Messenger RNA from Oryzias melastigma (Indian medaka), 1656 nucleotides. It is a transcript of the gene nr2e3, whose product is annotated as nuclear receptor subfamily 2, group E, member 3. Gene Ontology annotation, molecular function: nuclear receptor activity; RNA polymerase II cis-regulatory region sequence-specific DNA binding; zinc ion binding. The transcript is spliced from 8 exons. Bases 141 to 1355 code for a protein of 404 amino acids. Lineage: Eukaryota; Metazoa; Chordata; Actinopteri; Beloniformes; Adrianichthyidae. Gene Ontology annotation, biological process: positive regulation of transcription by RNA polymerase II; negative regulation of transcription by RNA polymerase II; cell differentiation. The record is from RefSeq and is a predicted model, not a curated record.
CAGACAAUUCCAGCUCCCGCCCGACCCCAGGCGCUCCACAAUACACCCAGACAAGCCAGGAGGAGACCGACUUGAUAGGAAGAUGUCAUAACUCUCUGAAAGAAUUUAUUCAAAUCUAGAGAAAUCAAAUCAGUUGGAAAAUGCAGGAUAUAAAAAUGGACAUGUAUUCAUCUGACCACACACAGAUGACCAUUGAUGGAACUCAAUCAGUCUUGGCAGAAAAAAGUCUUCAUAAAGCUCCCGGCCCGGACGUGCUCUGCAAAGUGUGCUCUGAUUCCAGCAGUGGCAAACACUACGGCAUCUACGCCUGCAACGGCUGCAGCGGCUUCUUCAAGCGCAGCGUGCGGAGGAGACUGAUCUACAGGUGCCAGGCUGGAACUGGAGGGUGUCCUGUCGAUAAAGCUCAUCGGAACCAGUGCCAAGCCUGUCGACUUAAAAAGUGUCUCCAAGCUGGGAUGAAUAAAGAUGCUGUGCAGAAUGAGCGACAGCCUCGAAGCACGGCCCAUGUCAGUCUAGACGCCCUAAAUGCAGAGGCUAAAAAGGAGCACUUGGCCACCACAAGGGAGUUCUCCACCUCAAAUCCGUACCCCUCAGACCUCCGCAGACCUCUGGUGACUUCAUCUGCUGCACAGCCUUGCACCAACCACCGCUUCAUGGUCAACCUGCUGACGGCAGAAACCUGUGCAAAACUGGAGCCUGAGGAUGAGGAGGAGAAUAUUGACGUCACAACAAACGACACAGAGAGCCGCGACGCCUUCGACGGUCACGUGUUCCCGUUGGCCAGCUCCUCAGAGAGUGUGUAUGAGACGUCCGCACGGCUCCUCUUCAUGUCAGUAAAGUGGGCCAAAAAUUUGCCGAUUUUUGCCCACCUGCCAUUUCGAGAUCAGGUGAUUCUGCUGGAGGAAGCCUGGAGCGAGAUGUUUCUUCUGUGUGCCAUCCAGUGGUCUCUGUCCAUGGACAGCUGUCCUCUCCUAUCCCUGCCGGAGCUUUCUCCCAAGGUCAGCCCGCCAACCUCCGACCUGCAGAUCCUGGAGGAGGUCUUCAACCGUUUCAAGGCUCUGACGGUCGACCCCACGGAGUUUGCCUGUCUCAAAGCCAUUGUGUUGUUCAAACCGGAGGCACGCAGCCUCAAAGAUCCAGAGCAGGUGGAAAAUUUGCAGGAUCAGUCUCAGAUGUUGUUGGGUCAGCACAUUCAUUCAGCAUAUCCCAACCAGAGCACCAGGUUUGGGAGGAUGUUACUCCUGCUGCCGUCCCUCCACUUCGUGAGUUCUGCUAAAAUAGGGCAGCUGUUCUUUCAGAGAACCAUAGGGAACACGCCCAUGGAGAAGCUGCUGUGUGAUAUGUUCAAGAACUGAACACAUCCUGUAACUUCAUAUAUCAUGUACACUGCUGUUUUAUCAUCCUACAAUAACAUUUAUUUGAUUAUUUUCAAUUACUAACUCAAAUUUUUCAACUGUUUUGACUGCUAGUUGUCAUUUUAAAACAUUUUCUCUAGUUACAUCAUUGUGAUAUUUCACAUUAGUGUCAGUUUUGUAAUCACCACACACCUAAUGUCCAUUUAGCUUUGUAUCAUAAACAUGUUUUUCUUUUAAUCUUCUGGGCAUUAAAGAUAAAAUGUGUGGAUAAUGUAUUGAUUCUUAAAUAAAAAUGGAAAUG